AUGAGCGAAACUUCGCGUGCGAAGAAGAAAGCUGUCGACCCGUCCAAACUGAAUCGAUACAUCGAUAGCCCAUCGUCGUUCAACACAGACGGACAAUGCCGCCCGGCGACUCAUCUAGGCACCGUGCAUCGCUCGUGGAAUGGCGAGAACUGCGACAGCACGGCUUUCUCAAGGCAACCCGACAAGCCAUGGAUGGAUGACGAGUCUCACUUGUUGCAGUGUAGGCUAAACAGUCGGGGAAAAGUUGUGAUGCUGGAAAACGACAACAUCCACACGACGGUGCUGGGAACAACGCCGCAAUUCAACUCAUAUGCACGCAUCAGGAGCCUCGAGUCCGAUAUCAUGGACAAGGCAGGGCCAGCCCAACCCGGCAUGCACAUGAUGUUGCUGUCGCACGAAGCCGUGGCAAACAACACGAUGGUGGCGGCCGCCAGAGUUGGUUACGCUCGGGUGGCAUCGGCAGGGCUUCAAGAAGGCAUUAUGACGCCAGCGCAGCGGCGGGAAAGGCUCAAGCUGGAGACAGCGUCGCAGCAAGCCAACGCCCUCAAGAAGAAAGGCGAGAUGAAAGAACGUCGGUUGAUGCAGCUCAUGCAACAUCAGUAUCCGUGCGGCGUCCUCGGACUGGACGGGCCACACAACGCAGAUUCUACAACGUAUGCUGCGGCGGCCAAGAGGAUCGAAACCAAGCAAAGUCACGACCAACGCCAACACCGUAUGCGCGAAGACAACUUGCAACGACAUACGUCGAUCAUUCCUGCGCUGGGUUACUCGUACUUAGAACACGACAUGGCGAUCAAACCUCCAAAAGUCACCAAGGUGUGCCAAGAAAAGAUGAAGGUGCUGGGGGCCCACCCCGAUACUCAUCAUCGCAUUUUCAACGAAACACCCCCUGUGUGGCAUCCCGAACGGGCACAGCAUCUGCGCGAUGAAGGACAGGCCGGACGGCCCAUCAUCCGCGCCAAGCUCAUCCAUCGAUAG
This is a messenger RNA of Aphanomyces invadans, 978 nucleotides long. RefSeq lists its product as hypothetical. NCBI's taxonomy places the organism in Eukaryota, Oomycota, Saprolegniomycetes, Saprolegniales, Verrucalvaceae. The record is from RefSeq and is a predicted model, not a curated record. The coding region runs from base 1 to 978 and encodes 325 amino acids. The transcript is spliced from 9 exons.